Messenger RNA from Rosa rugosa (rugosa rose), 2679 nucleotides. RefSeq lists its product as uncharacterized. The transcript has a single exon. NCBI's taxonomy places the organism in Eukaryota, Viridiplantae, Streptophyta, Magnoliopsida, Rosales, Rosaceae. The record is from RefSeq and is a predicted model, not a curated record. The coding region runs from base 1 to 2679 and encodes 892 amino acids. Gene Ontology annotation, molecular function: zinc ion binding; nucleic acid binding. Gene Ontology annotation, biological process: DNA integration.
AUGAGGUUAAAACCUGAGAAGAAAAACAAGGGUGUAGCCUUCAAGGCAGUGAAAGGAACAGAAGAGGAAGAGGAAACACAAGAUCUUGCCCUACUGACAAAGGAAUUCAAAAGAUUUCUCAAAAGCAAGAACUCGUCUAGAAAUUCGAAUGCUCCUAGAAAGAAUAAUUAUACCGGCAGUGGCAACCACAGUGACUACACCAACAAGAGUGGAAAAGGAAACUUCAAAGGAAAUCACUCAGGAAAACCUAAGUGCUAUGAAUGUGGUGGAUACGGUCACAUCUCUACCGAAUGUGGAAAUAGGAAGCAUGAAAAUAGCAACAACAAGUCUCUACUUUCAACUUGGAGUGAUGAUGAGUCUCAAGAAAUUGAAAACGUAGCACUGGUAUCAUCAUUUCUACCUGAUUCAGAUAGUGACGAGUUUUGCUCUGAUGAUGAAACAAAUAUCCGCUGCAGACAACUCUACAAAGCUUCAAAGGCAACCCUGCUAAAAAACUUGAGUUUGGAAAAAGAAGUUGAUUUUCUGAGAACCGAGAAAGAAAAAAUGGAGCAAUUAUUGGAAUCAGCAAAUUUACAAGGUGAAGCAGCAGAUUUACAAGGUGACCAAGGAAUAGUGACUUGGAAGACUGAAAGGAAUGAGUAUCUCAACAAGAUAAAAUUGCUGGAACUGGAUGUUAAAGGACAACGAGCAUUGAACUUGGAACUGUUGGCUAAAAACGAGGCAUUGCAAGAGGAGUUAAAAUCGACUCAAGAAAGGUUCACCAAGUUCGAUGUCAGCUCCAUUACCAUGUCCAAAUUACUCGGAUCUGGAAAAGCUCCUCAUGACACUUGUGGGUUACGAUACACUGGAGAGAAUUCCAAAUGUACCAAGUUCGUAAGAGCAUCAAGACCACCUGUAGAAAAGGAAGAAGUCUCCACUGAUGAUUCUACCAAAAAUGUGAAGGAAGGUCAACCAAAUCAAAACUUCCAGGUAAAACUUGACCAAGAGUCUCACACUGGUCAGAACAGGUACGCAAACCCUAGACCUUUUAUUCCUACAUGUCAUCACUGUGGUAAGAUAGGCCAUAUCAGACCUAGAUGUAAUGGAAGAUUUUCAAACUCAAAGCACUCUCAAGAAAUAUGCACUGUUGAAUCUCUAAGCUUUGAACUUAAAGAACAAAAAGAACUCAUCAACAGAUUAACAAAAAUUGUUUCGAAGAAAAACCUUCCAACUGGAAAAAGAAAAGAUGUCUGGACCAAGAAAAAUGAAAGUAAAUGUCUUCAGUCUUAUAUUGAUAAAACUGAUCAUACUUGUCUCUUUGCUUGUGCAAACAAAACUCAACAAAGUUCUCACAUUGAGGCAUCUUGUUUAGUAGCCCUAACUGCAUUAGCUGACAAGAGACGAGAUUUCUGGUAUGUCGACAGUGGCUGCUCUAGACACAUGACUGGAGACAAGACCUGGUUUGCUUCUUUUGAAGAUGAGAACACAACAGGAUCAGUCACAUUUGGAGAUGGAAGGAAAGCAAAUAUUCUAGCUCGAGGUACAGUGAACACCCCAGGUAUACCUAAUCUCAAAAAUGUGUUAUUUGUUGAAGGCUUAACUGCAAAUCUAAUUAGCGUAAGCCAUUUGGCUGACGACUAUGAAGAUGUAUGGUUUAACAAACAGAGAUGUUUAGUCUUAAAUCAGAAAGGAGAAGGUAUCAUGGGAGGUAAGAGAUAUUUUGAUAACAGUUAUCAUAUUCAAGCUAAUGAAUCUUCCAGCUUGCAGCCCUGUUUGUCUGUAAAAACUACAGAGGAAACCUUUGAACUCUGGCACAAAAAGAUGGGACAUGUAAACUAUCAGGACUUGCUGAAAUUAUCUUCCAAGCAAUGUGUCCGAGGCUUACCAAAUUUAAAGGGUAAAACUGACAAGAUAUGUGGAGACUGCAAAAUUGGAAAGCAAACCAAGGCUCCUCACAGGGUGUUGAAUUCUGCAACAACCACAAAAGUCUUGGAACUUUUACACAUGGAUCUCAUGGGACCAGCUCAAUCUGAAAGCAUUGGAGGUAAGAGCUACAUGCUAGUAGUUGUAGAUGAUUUCUCAAGAUACACCUGGGUAAAUUUCUUAAAAGACAAGACUGAAACGUUUGAAUCUUUUAAAAACUUGAGUCAAAAAUUGAUCAUUGAAAAGAAAUCAUCUAAUACUAGCAUAGUGAGAGUAAGAUCGAAUAAUGGUACUGAAUUUAAAAAUGCCUCUUUCUCUAACUAUUUUCAUGAGCUUGGUGUGUCUCAUGAGUUCUCAGCUCCAAUCACUCCACAGCAAAAUGGCAUUGUGGAAAGGAAAAAUAGGGUAUUGCUGGACAUGGCUCGAGUAAUGUUGCAUGCUGCAGGUUUAAGCACAAACUUUUGGGCUGAGGCUAUCAGUACUGCUUGCUAUACAAUAAAUAGAGUAUUUUUCAGACCAGGUACUGAUCAAACAGCUUAUGAGCUGUGGAAAGGUAAAAAGCCAAAUGUUGGAUACUUUCAUAUCUUUGGCAGCCCUUGCUACAUUUUACGAGACAGAGAGCACCUUGGAAAAUUUGACGCUAGAAGUGACGAUGGUGUAUUCUUGGGAUAUUCUCUAAACAGUAGAGCUUAUAGGGUUUACAAUAAAAGAACCCGAGUUGUUAUGGAAUCCAUUAAUGUUUCUAUUGAUGAUCAAUGUGUAAAACAGGAAGAAUAA